This is a messenger RNA of Vigna angularis (adzuki bean), 726 nucleotides long. Its product is annotated as probable histone H2B.1. Lineage: Eukaryota; Viridiplantae; Streptophyta; Magnoliopsida; Fabales; Fabaceae. The transcript has a single exon. Gene Ontology annotation, biological process: nucleosome assembly. Gene Ontology annotation, cellular component: nucleosome. Gene Ontology annotation, molecular function: structural constituent of chromatin; DNA binding; protein heterodimerization activity. Bases 102 to 539 code for a protein of 145 amino acids. The record is from RefSeq and is a predicted model, not a curated record.
UAAACUCUGAUAUUCUCAACUUCAUCUGCUCUCACACUAAGCUUCUGAAAUCCCAAAUCUAAACCCUAAUUUACUUCUGAGCUCAAAGUUCUGUCCUAGAUAUGGCACCAAAGGCAGAUAAGAAGCCAGCGGAGAAGAAGCCGGCGGAGGAGAAGAAGUCCACAGUAGCAGACAAGGCUCCGGCUGAGAAGAAGCCCAAGGCAGGGAAGAAGCUUCCGAAGGAAGGAGGAGCUGGUGAUAAGAAGAAGAGACACAAGAAGAGUGUGGAGACAUACAAGAUCUACAUCUUCAAGGUUUUGAAGCAGGUUCACCCUGACAUUGGUAUUUCCAGUAAGGCUAUGGGCAUCAUGAACAGUUUCAUCAAUGACAUUUUCGAGAAGCUUGCCCAAGAAUCUUCUAGACUUGCCCGCUACAACAAGAAACCCACCAUUACAUCAAGGGAAAUCCAGACUGCUGUCAGGCUUGUGCUACCAGGAGAAUUGGCCAAACAUGCUGUCUCUGAGGGUACAAAGGCUGUUACAAAGUUCACCAGUUCUUAAACAAAUUAUCUGAUUCCUGAUCUGUGCUCUUGGUCCUCUAUGCUUGUUAGUUGUAUCUAGUGGAUCUGAAGUUCUGUUCCUAGUUUUGAAUAAUUAGAUUCUAGGAUUUAAUUUGCAUUGAAGAAACUGGAUUGUGCAUAUCUUUUAUCUAUUGAAAUGAUUAAAUUGAUCCUGUAGAAGAAGUGUU